Papilio machaon (common yellow swallowtail) is the source of this 852-nucleotide messenger RNA. RefSeq names its product cytochrome b5. The coding region runs from base 357 to 830 and encodes 157 amino acids. The transcript is spliced from 3 exons. The record is from RefSeq and is a predicted model, not a curated record. Gene Ontology annotation, molecular function: heme binding. Gene Ontology annotation, cellular component: intracellular membrane-bounded organelle; membrane. Lineage: Eukaryota; Metazoa; Arthropoda; Insecta; Lepidoptera; Papilionidae.
AGGUCCGCGCCUGCGCUCCGACAGUCAUUCACAAAUUACAAGUUAUAGAUGUCAAUUCAAAUAGUAUAACUAGUUUGUGGCAAUGUUCUACUCUCUCAUGCAUAAUUCUAUAAAACUGAAUAAUUUACUCGAUUGCGAACAGUGGUGGCUCAGUGACAACUGGUGUGAUAGUCAUUCCCCGCGUUUCGAACAUCAGCAGAGAUAACAGAAGCUCCUUCCAUCUAUCAGAUAACGGGAUAAUCAGUAUCUGAGUACGUGAGUGUUUAGUGGAGAGACGCGUUCCCUCGCACUAUCAGUGAUAUUGAAGAACCAGUAAAGAAACAAGAUCUUAUUGUAAUUAAUUAAAUCAUUACGUCAUGGCAACUGUGCAAGCGCCUCCCGAACUAAAUCUUCCUUCGCCACUGCCCGUCACCCAGAACUCCUCGGAGUUUGACUUCGUGGCGCUCACGAUGACAGCUCUCCGCCUCGUGAAUCCGUGGGCGGUCGAGGCCAAGACUCAAUGGCAGGCACGAAUCGAACCUGGAACUCCGGAAGCCAAAGAUCGCAUCUUGACCUUAGCCGAGGUGUCCCAGCACGACACGCCACGCGACUGCUGGGUUGUUAUCUACGACCGCGUGUACGAUAUCACUACAUUUUUGGACGAGCAUCCCGGUGGGGCAGACAUAAUGUUGGAGUACGCGGGUGGGGACGCAAGCACCGCGUUCCGAAGCUCGGGCCACUCCAAGAGCGCGGCCAAAGCGCUGGAGCGCUUCGUGGUCGGCGAACUGCCCAUACAUGAGAGAAUGUACCGGCGGCCCGGCGGCAUGCGCCUCAGCGAUAUACCAGAAUGACAUAUUUAUUUAUAUUUAUAGA